AUGGCAUCUUCUCUCACUAUCCUCCUCCUCGAGCGUGAAUACCCCAAACCCACCAUCCGGGUGACCCCCAGCAGGGUGGUGGCGCUCGGGGGGAACAUCACCAUCCGCUGUGAGGGUUUGUACCCGGGCAUGAUGUUCUUUCUGCAUAAAGCUGGACACCCGAACCCGCAGGUGCAGCCGGUGCCUGAUGGGCCCGUGGCUGAAUUUCCCAUCCCCAAUGUCAGCCGGGAAGAUGGAGGGAGCUACACCUGCGACUAUCGCUCCAUAACGGAUCAGAGUCGCUGGUCGUAUCCCAGCGACCCCGUCGAGAUGAUUGUAGGAGAUCCCAGCUUACCCAGACCCAACAUCUCCCUGAGCCUCGUUUGGGUCGCGGCCUCAGGGACAGACGUCACCAUCCGGUGUCAGGGGCAGCGCUGGGACGUGAGGUUCUUCCUGCACAAGGCUGGAGACCUGAACUUGCAGCGACAGAUGGACCCGGCUGGUGACGGGGCCGAGUUCCGCAUCCCCAGCGUGGGCCGGCAGCACGGAGGGAGCUACAGCUGCAGCUACCGGCCCCGGUCAGAGCCCUUCGUCUCCUCAGAGCCCAGCAACCCCGUGCAGCUGGUAGUAGCAGCAGCCCCCCCGGAUUUCACCAACACCAACAUCACCCGCCUGGCACUGAGCGCCGCGGUCCUGCUCGUCCUGGGGCUGAUCCUGGCCGAGGCCUAUUACAGCCGCCUGAGGGCGGCCCUAGAAUUCAACCCCCGGCCCCCGAGCACCAGCCCCUGCGGCACCAGCUAG
This is a messenger RNA of Mauremys mutica (yellowpond turtle), 780 nucleotides long. Its product is annotated as leukocyte immunoglobulin-like receptor subfamily A member 2. The coding region runs from base 1 to 780 and encodes 259 amino acids. The record is from RefSeq and is a predicted model, not a curated record. The transcript has 5 exons. Lineage: Eukaryota; Metazoa; Chordata; Testudines; Geoemydidae.